AUGGCAGCAAAGUCAAGAAGACUCCUAAAAGUCAUAGAUGGCAUUCGAUCAUGGAAUAUAAGCUCGUGCCAGUCAAACCCUACUUCAAAAUCUGCAAUCGACAUUGAGGAAUGUUUAAAAUGUGAUCAUUUUCAGGUUGGAAAAAUCUGUCAGCAUGGGUUCCCUUACCAAUCUACAUGUAUUGCUUUUGAUCCUGUACAACGAAUUGUUGCAGUGGGUACGAAAUCCGGAUGUAUCAGAAUUUUUGGUAGGCCAGGUGUAGACUACAGCAUAUGUCAUCCAUCAGCAUCCUCUGUCUUCCAGAUAUUUUUUCUUAUUAAUGAGGGUGGUCUGGUUUCCGUAUGUGGCGAUGACGUUGCUCAUUUGUGGAACAUACGACAAAAGAAUCCAGAGAUAGUUCACUCAUUGCAGUUUAAGCGUGAACACCUAACAUGUGGUCAUCUUCCUAUUGGCAGCAGUUGGCUUUAUUUGGGCACUGAUAAAGGCAACGUUAAUUUCGUUAGUGUUCAACGCUUUACAACAUCUGGUUAUGUGAUAAAUUGGAACAAAGCUAUUGAUUUGUCUCAGUCAUCUCAUCCCGGGAAAGUUAUCCAAAUAGCUGAAAAUCCUCAAGACUCCAGUAAAAUCCUCAUUGGUUAUUCAUCAGGAUUUCUUGUUUUGUGGGAUCUGAAAACCAAACAAGCAGAUGCUCGUUUUAAACACACAGAUAGUCUUUACAGCAUGUCUUGGCACUGGGAUGGCAAAAGUUUCCUCACAUCUCAUAAUUAUGGUUUAAUUGCAACGUGGUCGAUCCGUCAACCCCAGCGUCCUGUUUCUAUUAUUUGUCCCAUGAUUUCUUUUAUCCCGGUGAUUGAUUUGAUAACUAUAAUUAUUAUUGUUGUUGUUUCAGCUGCUGAUGAAGCUAUUCCGGAUGACUAUACAUCUUAUGAGCCAAUACGGUUGGUAGAAUGGUUGCCAACUAGAAAUGGGGAACCAUUCAUCAUAUUUUCUGGUGGUGGACGUUCUUCAGGACCUCAGACAAGUGGGAAUGUUCAUCAGACGUCACUAACCACAACAUCAACGCCUCUAAUUAACUCAGAUAUUUAUGAAGUUGAUCCUGCUUUAUCAUCUCAAUGUACAUCAUCAAGUUACCAUACCUUAACUAUUAAAAGAGGCAAAAAACUAACUGUUUUACAGUUGGAUCAUAAACUUGUUCAAUUUACACCGCUUUGUUCAUCGCCGUAUACUAGUGAAUCGAUGGAUCCCUAUGCAGUUGCUAUACUGUUGCAAGAAGACCUAGUUGUCAUUGAUCUUUUAUCCAACAACUAUGCAACGUUUGAGAACCCAUAUCCAAUGGACUUACACAUUUCAGCAGUUACUAGCUGUUUAUAUUUGGUAGAUUGUCCUGGUGAUUUAAUACCUGCUUUCUAUUCCGUUGGGAAUCGUCGGCAUCGUACUCAAAGUGGUACAAGCAAUGAACCUGAUGUAUUCACUAAUCGUGAAUGGCCUAUUACUGGUGGAGAAUGGGGUUUAAGUUACCAACCAUUUCCUGAGUUGAUUAUUACAGGACAUGCUGAUGGAUCUGUUCGAUUUUGGGAUGCAUCUGAAGGUAUUGCUUUUUUGAAAUAAUUUUAAGUUUAUUCAGCGUAUGUGAAUAUUGAGUAAUGCCAUCAUCCUUACUUGAGCUUUAUUCAUCCAGCCACCGGGAUUGGGGUUCUUUUUUAAACUUUUUCCCCAGUACUUCCAGAUAGAUCAAUUCGUGCUAACUUAGCGUAGAACAUGGUUGAAAAUUUCUCUUUAGUUUUUUACAACCAGGUUUCUUCAUCCAGGUUUAUUGUUUCAUUCAUUUCAUGUUUUUCAAAUUAAUAAAGGGAGAAGAUGGUGAGGAAAACGUUAUCCUAUCUUUGUCAUGUAAAUUACUAAGUAGUAGAUGUCUUAACUAAAUUACAAAUGGUGUAUGUUUGCAAAAGUGAAUACCUGCUAAAUAGUAAGUAUCCAUGUUUGCUAAUCAUUAGGCCUGUUGUUGUAGAAAUUACAGAACCAUGUUUUGCCAUUUCUUUCACCUAUGCGGGC
Heterobilharzia americana is the source of this 2052-nucleotide messenger RNA. The record is from the annotation of a GenBank genome assembly. NCBI's taxonomy places the organism in Eukaryota, Metazoa, Platyhelminthes, Trematoda, Strigeidida, Schistosomatidae.